UUUGUAAAAUGUUGGGAUGAGGAUGGAGGUCCACGGCCUUCGGGGGACCAAUUCUGGGAUCCGGGAGAGAAGGCAGACCAGACGACUACCUCAAAUCGGAGCCCGGAAGUCCAGGACACCGGACCAGAAGGACUCGAGCCUCCGAAGACCACGCCCCGUUGGAGCAUCCCUACCCUUGCGGAGCCCGAGGCGACCUUUCCUUCUGUCUCCCGGGCCCCUCCUCCGCUUCUCCACGUGACGCGAAGGCGGGGCGUCACUUCCGGUAGCGGCUGCGCCUGCGCGGAGCUCCCUUCGAAGCAGUUAGUCCCGGCGCUGCGGCCGCCGACGGCGCUUCCCUUGGCUGGCUGGCGGGCGGCUAGGCAGUCAGGCAGGCGGGUUGCCGGGGCCCGCGGAGAGGGCGGAAGGCAGCCCGGCCGACGUUCUCAGUGGCGGCGGCAGCAGCGCCACAACCCCGCCGCGGGGUGUGCGUCCUUAGUCCGUUCCCAUCCCUCCAUUCCUUGUCCUUUGCGCUUAGGCCCCCCUCACCCCUCGGAGCCCGCUUGCGGUGCGGGGCAGCUGGGGGCCCUCGAGCCGCGGGCCUCGGUGUCCCCGCGCGCUCUCGCGCGGAAUGUGAGACUCCCGGCUCCUGCUGACGGCGCCUCCUGGGGCCGCGGGGGCCUCGCGCCGGCGAGACCAUGAAGAAGUUCUCCCGGAUGCCCAAGUCGGAGGGCAGCGGCAGCGGCGGGGCCGGCGGAGGGGGCGGCCCAGGCUGCCCCGGCGGCGGCGGCGGGGCCGGAGCCGGGACCGGAGCCUCCUCCGUCGGAGUCCGCGUGUUUGCUGUGGGCCGCUAUCAGGUCACCCUGGAGGAGCAGCUUGCCGAAGGUGGUUUCUCCACUGUGUUUCUGGUACGGACACAUGGUGGGAUACGAUGUGCAUUAAAGCGAAUGUAUGUUAAUAACAUGCCUGAUCUGAACAUCUGUAAAAGAGAAAUAACAAUUAUGAAAGAGCUCUCUGGACAUAAGAACAUAGUGGGUUAUUUGGACUGUGCUAUUAAUUCAGUUAGUGACAAUGUGUGGGAAGUACUCAUAUUAAUGGAAUAUUGUCGAGCUGGACAGGUGGUAAAUCAAAUGAAUAAGCGGCUGCAGACAGGUUUUACUGAGCCAGAAGUGCUGCAGAUAUUCUGUGAUACCUGUGAGGCUGUGGCUAGGCUGCAUCAGUGUAAGACUCCAAUUGUACACCGGGACCUCAAGGUAGAAAAUAUUUUGUUGAAUGAUGGUGGAAACUAUGUCCUUUGUGAUUUUGGCAGUGCAACUAAUAAAUUCCUCAAUCCUCAGAAAGAUGGGGUAAAUGUAGUGGAAGAAGAAAUUAAAAAGUAUACAACUCUGUCAUACAGAGCUCCUGAAAUGAUCAACCUUUAUGGAGGGAAACCUAUCACCACCAAGGCUGAUAUCUGGGCAUUGGGAUGCUUACUGUAUAAACUUUGCUUCUUCACUGUUCCCUUUGGGGAGAGUCAGGUUGCUAUUUGUGAUGGCACUUUUACUAUCCCAGACAAUUCUCGUUAUUCUCAUAACAUACACUGCUUAAUAAGGUAUAUGCUUGAACCAGAUCAAGACCAUAGGCCUGAUAUUUUCCAAGUGUCCUAUUUUGCUUUUAAAUUUGCCAAAAAGGAUUGUCCCGUUUCUAACAUCAAUAAUUCUUCUCUUCCUUCGUCUCUUCCUGAACCUCUGACUGCUAGUGAGGCCGCUGCUAGGAAAAACCAAAUAAAAGCCAGAAUAACAGAUACUAUUGGACCAACAGAAACCUCAAUUGCCCCAAGACAGAGACCAAAGGCUAAUUCAAGCACUGCCACUCCUAGUGUACUAGCAAUUCAGAGCUCAGCCACACCAGUUAAAGUACCUGUUCCUGGUGAAAUUGGUAACCAUAGGCUAAAAGGAACAUUGAAACUUGGAAACAGUCAAGAGAUGGUGUUGACUCAGGGUCAGCAGCCUCCACAGCAACAUAGAGUACUACAGCAAUUACAGCAGGGUGAUUGGAGAUUGCAGCAACUUCAUCAUAUACAUCACCCUUACCAAUACCAGCAACAGCAGUUAUUCCAGGAUGCAUAUGUUCAGCAGCAGGCAAUGCAGCAGCAGCAGAUAGUCCAACAACAAUUUUUAAUGCAUUCAGUGUAUCAACAGCAAUCUUCUGUAUCCCAGUACCCUGCAAUGAUGCAGCAGUACCAACAGACUUUCUUACAGCAGCAAAUGCUUGCACAGCAGCGGCAGCCACAGCAACAACAUUCACCUGAGUAUCUUACCUCCCCUCAAGAGUUCUUACCAAUUUUAGUUUCCUGCCCAUCAUCCCUUCCUUCCCAGGUUGGAGCCAUAAUAGACUCUUCUUACAGUGCCAAUAGGGCAGUUCCUGAUGCAGAGGCAGCUGCUACUUUUCCAAAUCAAAACCUCAAUAACCCCCCUGACAUGUCAGGCUGGAAUCCAUUUGGAGAGGACAAUUUCUCUAAGCUAACAGAAGAGGAGCUCUUGGACAGAGAGUUUGACCUUCUGAGAUCAAACAGGUUCGAGGAGAGAACAUCCUCAAAUAAGAAUAUAGACCCACUUUCUGCUUCACAGAACCACCCUCCAGAAGAUCCUUUUGGUUCUGUACCUUUCAUUUCUCACCCAGGUUCUCCUGAAAAGAAGGUUGAAUAUUCAUCUAGCAGUCAAGAAAACAGCAUAGGGAGCUCCAUUAAAGAUCUAAAAACAAACCAGAUAUCUAAUGGAGACCAGGAUGGAAGAAAAAUUGAAGAUGCAUCUUCAGUAAGGGGGCAUAUGCAGAAGAGGAGUGAUGAAUCUGAAAGUGAUUUUGAGUCAGAUCCUCCAUCUCCUAAGAGCAGUGAAGAUGAAGAACAUGAAGAUGAAGAUGUUCUUCAAGGAGAACAAGGGGAUUUCAAUGAUGAUGACACUGAACCGGAGAAUUUGGGUCAUAGACCUCUUCUUAUGGAUUCUGAAGAUGAGGAGGAAGAAGAAAAACAUAGCUCUGAUUCAGAUUGUGAUCAUACCAAAGCAAAAUAUGCUGAUGGGAGCUCUCUCAGUAGGUACAGAGGCCAAGCUGGAAGCAGUCAGGCCAGAGCUCCUGGGAUGCCACUUUCCAGUCCAAUCCAGUACCCUUCUGCUGGAGGAAGAGUCACUCCCAGACAGGAAUUUGAUGUGUUUGGCUCAGUCCCUUUCUUUGCGCUUCAUACUCAGCAGCUACAGCACAAAGAAACAAAUGAGAAAAAUGUGUCUACCCCAACUGUUUUUCAUAAUGUGGCAGCAGAGCAGGAUGACUUUGAUGUAUUCACAAAGGCACCCUUUAGCAAGAAGGUGCCAGCGCAGGAUUGCCCUGGGGCAAGGUCUGAGGCACAGACUCUUCCCACAUGCCCCAGAAGUUUAGACAUAUUUGGCUGUACUCCCUUUCAGCCCCUGCCCACAUCCACACAUGAAAGUGAAAACAAAGAGGAUCUUUUUGGCCUCGUGCCCUUUGAGGAGAUAGCUGAGUGUCAGCAGCAGCAAAAAGUGAAACAGCGAAGCCUGCAGAAGCUCUCCUCCCGCCAAAGGCGCAUAAAGCAGGAGGUAUCAAAAAGUAAUGGGAAACGACAUCAUGGUACUCCCACUAGCACCAAGAAAACUUCCAAGCCCACUUAUCGGACGCCAGAGAGGGCUCGCAGGCACAAGAAAGUAGGUCGGCGAGAUUCUCAGAGUAGUAAUGAAUUUUUAACUAUAUCAGACUCCAAGGAAAACAUCAGUGUGGCAUUGACUGACAGUAAAGACAGAGGGAAUGCCAUGCAAGCUGAAGAGAACCUGUUGGAUCCUUUUGGUGCCAAACCCUUCCAUCCUCCAGAUCUGAUACGGCACCCCUCCCAUCAAGGCUUGAGUGAUAACCGUGGGGACCACAGUAUAGCAUUGCCUGGGAGACCGAGGCAGAGUUCAUUACAUGGGUCAUUUCAUAGUGUAGAGGGAUUGAAAAUGGACGAUUUUGGUGCCGUACCCUUCACAGAACUUGUGAUACAAAGUGUCACACCCCAGCAGUCCCCGCAGUCCCAACAAGGAGAAUUAGAUCCAUUUGGUGCUGCUCCAUUUCCUUCUAAGCAGUAGAUACUUCUAACAAACUUUUUUCAUUGACUCCAGUUUUUAAAAAGUGAAGUCUGUUUUAUGAAUUUUCAAGAAGAUAAUUUGUAUAGCUCUUUGUACCACUCAUUACUGCAGGUCAUUUAGAUUAAAAAUUAUUUGAUUUUGUAUAAACCAAAUCGAAGAGGAAGCAUUUCAACAGGGUAGUAACUUGGGGCCCUCUAAAUAUGGGGGUUUCUUCUGAAGAGGAGAAAGGGUAGCAGAUAUGAGCCCUAACAAUCAUUUUAGCUGCUAACUUUCUGGCACAGAAAUAAAGGUUAUUUCACUAAAACAGUGAUUAGAGCCUUUGAAGAUAUUAACUUCUGCACUUUGUGCUGCCUUUCCACUCCUGGGCCAAUAAAGGAAGAUGGAUAAAAGGUCUAACAUUUUAUAUGUAUAACAAAGUGAUGCUUCUUGGAUGCACAGCUCUGGCUCAGUCAGAAUCCAGCAUUAGGAGUUAGAUGUACACCCAAGUUGAGUCAACUCAAAUUACAUCCCUAAAUGAUUAGAAAUCUAUAGGUCUUUAUGUAGAACUCAUUGGCUUCAGAACUUGUACAUGCAGAGCCAGAGGUGACUGACUUGUGCCUGACAUCUUUUAUUCUUUACAGUAAGUGCCAUUAAUAUAUUUAAAAACUACACAAAUGCCUAAAAUGGAAACUAAAGAUAAGGAGAAUCCUUUGUUUUGAAGAAAAUGAAAAGCAUGAAUGUAGGAAAACUUAGCAGGGAAAACCGCUAGCAUAAUCAGCACUUUUGAAAAUGUAUCCAUUAAUUAUGAAGGGCUGAUUUAUCCAGUGCUUCAGUAAUGCCCCCAUAAUAGAGCAAAACAUUGAGUGAGGACAAAUAAAAGAGAAUUAUGCAGGUUAUAAAUAAUUAGGGAGUAUAGGUAAAAAAAAAAAAAAAAUUCAUUUCAUGAGUGAUUUUACUGCAGAAAUUAUAUAUAAAUCAUGUUGCAUUUAAUAUUUUGUUUACUAUCAUGUGUUGCUCAUAUGAAAAUUACUUUAUUUUUGGAGGGUAAAGUAGUAUUUGCCAAGUGCACUGAAGUGAAGUACAUGUGAUACCAGUUAACAAAAAGGUACAGCAGAAUACAAAGUACAGGUAAUUCCCAUAAGUCUGGUCCUGUUCAAUCAGGCAAUUUCAUAGCAUACCACAAAGCCUUACAGGCAGGACCCUAUACCUGCAACAAGUACCUCCACAUUAAAGUACCUCUUUUCCAAGAGAUGCACACAGUUGUACAAAAAAAAAAAAAAAAAAAAAA
Molecule: messenger RNA, 5355 nt
Organism: Sarcophilus harrisii (Tasmanian devil)
Lineage: Eukaryota; Metazoa; Chordata; Mammalia; Dasyuromorphia; Dasyuridae
Gene: BMP2K
Product: BMP2 inducible kinase
Exons: 16
Coding region: 675-4088 (1137 amino acids)
Biological process (GO): protein phosphorylation
Molecular function (GO): protein kinase activity; ATP binding
Source: RefSeq, a predicted model, not a curated record